AGUGCCGAUGAGAAAAGGAUGUAGGAAAUUCUGUUGUUUACACAUGUGUCUGUUGCACUGAGAAGAAAGAGGAGCCCAGCAAACUCACAGGGAUUUUGGGCAGCUACUGAUAUGAAUUCCUUAUCUGUGGUUCUUCUUGUGGGAAUUUGUCACUUGUGCAGCCAACUUACAAGUUCUCACAGGUACAGAGUUGGAAUCAUCUAUUCAUGCUCAAAAGUGCAGGCAACAUUCAGCCUAUCAUAAAAUGAUUAGAAGCCUAAGACACCCCCAGCUUACUGUACAAGCCUACUUCAAUAAUUGCAGCUGAGUGAAAUUAGAUGAUGAAUCAAAACAUGAAUGUAGACUCCAUUCAGAAGCAAAUGGAAGAGAUGGAGGUUUUUGGGACCCAACCAACACAACCUGAUAAAUUAGAUAGAUGUUGGCAACCAACAUUGUGUCAUUCAAAUCUUCCAUCUCAAGGUUUCUUCCCAGAUUCACCCCAUUAUGCAGAUAUGCAUGCAAGUUACAGCAGUGAUUGGGAAAUUUUUGAAGCAGUAAAAAUUCAGGAACUGGAGGAAGUCAAAGCCAGAGCUGCCCAGAUGGAGAAGACCAUGCGCUGGUGGUCAGACUGCACCGCCAAUUGGAGGGAGAAAUGGAGCAAAGUUCGAGGAGAAAGAAAUAAGGCACGAGAGGAAGCAAGGCAGCUGAGAAUCAAACUGGACAGUGCCAUAAAAGAGCUAAGUGUGCUUAAAAAAUUAAAUCAGGAUUUAGCAAGUGGGAAGGGAAAUUCAGAAAAUGGAACUGCUUGGAAAACAGAAUGCUGUUGUUCUGAAAGAUCCUAUUUUAAAAAAGACCAAAAUCUGUUAAUGUUUCUGGAACCAGAAUCUCCAAAAGACAUAAACAAAAUCAUCAAAAUUCCUGGGGCAGAAGACACAAAGGAUGUAAACAAAGACCAAAGAAAUGACAAAAAUUUCACCCCAAACCCUCCUGAUUUCUUCACCAAUGGACUUCCCAGCAUCCAUUUGGAGGAAUCAAAACUAAGUUUGGGCACUACAGCUAAGACAACAGAGAAUGAUUUAAUACAUGUAUCAGUCUUAAAUUUGCAUUUGUCUGAGAUGAGAAAAUUCUUACAGAAGGAAAGAGAAAUGAACGUGUUUCUGGAGAAAGAAAUGGAAAAGAUGGAAAAUGAAUUAUUUCUUUGGAAAUGGAAAUAUGAAGAACUGAGACAAACCAAGCUGGAAAGCCUGAAACAGCUGGAAAGAAUGCAGUGCAAGAAUGCUUCUGAAUGGGGAGAGAGAAAGCAACUAGAAGCAGAAAAACAAAGUUUGGAAGAAGAGACCAGAAAACUAAAAAUGCAGAGUAAAAAGGAGGAAGAAAGAGAACACAGGGUUUGGAAUCAGACAAAGUUCCUUGCCUGCUGUUGGAGAUUCUACCACGACAGUGAGUGAAGAUGUGGGAGAUCACCAAAAAGCCCUGCAGCAACAAGAGAGAGAGGCAAACAUUGUUCAUAAAGACAUACAAGAAAGUUUCACUGGAGAAGUGCAUGUCAGAUGAAUAUAGGAAUACUGUAUGCAUUGUUUCUAUGUAUUCCUGAUUUUUUAUAAGAAGCAAAGGAAAUAUGUUAGACUCUUCUAAAGCAAAAGGUGGACUUUAGUUAAAUUGUCCCAUAUUUUGCCAUUGGGAAAAAAAGACUUUAGAAUGUGCAUGGUAUGUGACAGAGUUUCAUAUUCUGUCCUGGGAAGACAUGAAGUCUGGAAUGGAGGUCAGUGGUAUGUUUCUUGUUUGUUUGUGUAUUUUACUUUCAUGCAGCAGUGGAAAAAAUAUCUGUAUCACAAGACCACCAAUAUUACCAGGAUGAUAUGUGUAUUACACUUUUUUUUCAUUAAAAAAAAAAGAAGAAGAAGAAGAUAAAAAUAUUUUAUUUUGAAUACCCAAAUAUUAACACAUAAAAAUUUGAUUAAAUAAUAUCCAUUCCUUAUGUUUCUUCUACUCACAUAUAAUAAAAUUAAUGCAUCUCAAAUUUG
Messenger RNA from Oenanthe melanoleuca, 2003 nucleotides. It is a transcript of the gene CCDC102B, whose product is annotated as coiled-coil domain containing 102B. NCBI's taxonomy places the organism in Eukaryota, Metazoa, Chordata, Aves, Passeriformes, Muscicapidae. The coding region runs from base 318 to 1427 and encodes 369 amino acids. The transcript is spliced from 8 exons. The record is from RefSeq and is a predicted model, not a curated record.